GAAUCCAACACACUUACAAUCGUUACGCGCGGAAAAUAUAAUUUCCCGCGAAAGUUAGCGAGUGAUUGUCAACAACACAAGUACACCGUACACGUCCUUUAGUGGUAGGCCUGUUUGUAUCUGAAUGAAUGGUGCACUUAUCAUCGGCAGCAGGGGAUUUGUUUUCAAGCGGAGGGUUUGUGAUAUAUUCGUCCGGCUUCAGACGCAUCUAUCGCAGUACAGAAGUACACGUUUCGCGGUACAAUCGCAGUGGCCUUGCAGCUGCAGACGACGAAGUCUAACUGAAAUUGAAGCGAGUUCGUUUGUUUUCCGGAACGCUCCUAUCCUCACGUUUAACAUGGCUCAGCGAUCGAUAAUGUCGUUUUUUAGUCCGAAGCGGCAGAUUGGAACAACUGACAAGGCAGCCUCCACUGGAAAAACAAAGGAUGACAGAUCUCCUCUGAAAGUGAAGAACGGCACAAGCCUAGAAUCGCCAGUUCAGCAAACGCACAAGAAGUCGCGCCGCAUCCUUGACAGCGAUGAAGAAGACAGCAGUGAGAACGUGGGCGGGACCUCGCCCACCAAGACCCCACCCAGAAAGACCACACCCGCAAAGACCACACCCGCUAAGUCCACACCAAUGGAGGACGCGCCCGUGGAAGACACGCCCAAAAGAAAGCAGGCCACAACUGCUGAGCAGAUGACCUCUGACCCAGUGCCACCAUCACCCGUGACCCCCUCACAACCCAUACCAACAGCCUCACCGAUGUCCACACCAGGCAGUAUUCCUCUCAGAAAAACUGCGAGGAAACACAUGCGAAAGAGGAAAGCAGAGGAACAGAAAGAGGAGGAGGGAAAGGAUAUUGCCACGCCCAUCAAGGGGGAAUCGGAAUCUAAAAAGAUCAAGACGGAGAAGUCGUUGACCCCAGUAAAGGCAUCAAGUAAAGCAGCUGAAAGCAGCACAGAAAUUGAUUCACCCGUGUCAAAGGUCAAAGACGAAAUGAUGGAUGGAGUUGAGGAAGCAGAUGACGUGACAGAGGCAAAGGCUAGCGAGGAAGUCAAAGUUGAAGCCAAACAAGCAAAGAAGAAAGAGAAAUCUCUCAAGGUCAAGAAAUCUCCUGAGGCAAAAGACAAGAAAGCUGAGACGAAAAAGACCAAAACGCCACCGAAGAAAGGCUCCAAACGUGAAGUGCUGAAACCAUCAACAAAUAAUGAUGAGAAGACCAAAACCAAACCAGAAAACUCAGAGGACAAGACAGAAACGGCAAAAUCACCCAAAGUGAAGAAAGAACUUGCAUCCCCCACAAGCAGCAAGGCAGCUAGUAAGAAAGAAGAGAAAGGGGACAAAGAUGAGAAAACUCCUGUGAAGAAAGAAAGCAAAACACCGGCCAAGAAUGUGUUUGGAAUGUUUUCUAAGGCAGCUACAUCAGACAACAUGGAGUACAAUCCCGGGGCCUCCCGUUAUCAUCCAGUCAACGAUGCUUGCUGGAAGCAAGGAGAGAGGGUUCCAUACAUAGCACUGGCCAAGACCUUUGACAUCAUCGAGGCCACCUCCGGCCGGCUGAAGACCAUCGAAAUCCUGACCGACUUCCUCACGUCCGUCAUGGUGCUGAGCCCCAAGGAUCUGGAGAUGUGCGUGUAUCUGUGCCUGAAUAAGAUCGCGCCAGCGUAUGAGGGGAUAGAGCUGGGCAUAGGAGAGACGCUACUCAUGAAAGCUAUCGCUCAAGGCACAGGGCGUACGAUGGAGAAGGUGAAAGCGGACGCAGCACAACAGGGAGAUUUGGGACUAGUUGCUCAGAGCAGCCGUAGCAACCAGCGUACUAUGUUCACCCCGGCGAGACUGACUGUGCUGAAAGUCUUCAACACAUUGAAGGAAAUCGCCACAAUGUCUGGCAAUGCUUCCAUGUCUAGGAAGAUUGACAAGAUUAAGGGCCUUCUGGUUGCCUGCAGGGAUUGUGAAUCCAAAUACAUCUUCAGAUCAUUGGGUGGGAAACUGCGAAUUGGCCUUGCGGAGCAGUCGGUUCUUGUUGCUAUUGGUCAUGCAGCCGUCAUUACUCCCCCUGGAAUAGCUUCGGAUAGCGUUUCAUCAAAGAGUAAAAUAUCAGAUGCAAUGAAGAAGAAGAUGGAUGAUGCUGCACUUACCGUCAAGACAACAUAUUGUGAGCUUCCGAACUACGGCGCGAUUAUACCCGCCAUGCUCGAGCAUGGUUACGAAGCCUUACCCAAGCACUGUAAGCUGACCCCUGGUAUACCCCUGAAACCCAUGCUGGCCCACCCCACCAAGGGGGUCUCCGAGGUGCUCAACCGCUUCCAAAAUAUGGCCUUCACCUGCGAAUACAAGUAUGAUGGAGAGAGAGCACAGAUCCAUCUCCUUGGAAAUGGUGAGAUCCACAUCUACAGCAGGAACCAGGAGAACAAUACUUCCAAAUACCCGGAUAUUAUCAAGCGCUUGCCCAACGCCUACGAUUCUGAAAAGGUGAAGACAUGCGUGCUUGAUGCUGAGGCAGUAGCAUGGGACCGGGAGAAUCAACAGAUACUUCCAUUCCAAGUCUUGAGUACGAGAAAACGCAAAGAUGCAGCGGAGGCUGAGAUUAAAGUCCAAGUCUGUCUCUUUGUCUUUGACCUUCUCUUCCUAAAUGACGAGCCCUUAGUGACCAAGACCCUUCGUGAGAGGCGGGGGUUGCUCCAUUCUCACUUCAAUGCCGUGGAGGGAGAGUUCAUGUUCGCCAAGUCCAUGGUUUCCACGGAUACGGAAGACAUUGCUGCAUUCUUGGAUGAGUCCAUUAAAGGGAAUUGUGAAGGUUUAAUGGUGAAGACAUUGGACCAGGACGCUACCUAUGAAAUCGCCCGCCGCUCACACAAUUGGCUGAAAUUGAAGAAGGACUACUUGGAAGGUGUUGGCGACACCCUAGACCUGGUGGUGAUUGGUGGUUACCAUGGGCGUGGCAAGAGGGCGGGGACGUACGGAGGCUUCCUAUUGGCUUGCUAUGACGAUGAAAACGAAGAGUUCCAGACAAUCUGUAAGAUUGGCACUGGUCUGAAAGACGAAGAGCUGGACACCCACAGCAAGUUCUUCAAGGCCCACGUGAUUGACAAGCCCCGCCCAUAUUACCGUCACGACACGAGCCACAUCCCCGAUCACUGGUUUGACGCCGUUCAGGUGUGGGAGGUCAAAGCGGCCGACCUGUCCAUCUCGCCGACCCAUCGCGCGGCCAUCGGCAUUGUUGAUCCUGAGAAGGGCAUCUCCCUGCGAUUUCCUCGCUUCCUGCGGGUCCGAGACGACAAGAAAGCGGAAGAAGCUACCAACAGUUCACAGGUUGCGACUCUCUACAACAACCAAGACCAGAUCAAGAACCAGAAAGCGACCGGUGUCCUGAAACCCAAGGCCAGUGAAGACUUUUAUUAGGCAGAAAAAAAGUAUGACACAAAAACAAAAUAGAACAGUUCUUCAAAUGGCUGUGAAUUUGUGCAAGUCUUAAAAUUGCAGCGCUGUGUUCAGUGAAAUACUAGGCAGAUCAGGUUGGUCUAAAGACCUUUUGGCCGGUUGAAUGAAAACAUGUGCAGUGCUUUUGGAAAUAAAAUAGAGGCUUUUGUUCUUCAAUGACAUCGUAUCAUUGUAAAUACUGUAAGCCCAGAACUGUAUGCUCAGCACUUCUCUGAUUGCGUAUGAGAAAAAUAAUUUCAAGCUUAUGUGGGUGGGACUCAAACCCAUGACCUCCUGCUUAUUAGUACAGAUGUCUGACCACUCAACCAUCGAACUUGCCUUCGUCAGUUAUCAGAUUAAAAAUGAUACAUCGUUGGGGACCAUGUCAAUUGAAGGAGUACUACAACAUUAAAGUUGCGUUCUCCUUGCUAUUUUUGAGAUUCAUCCUGAAAAGAUAGAUUCCUUUUCUAAAUUGCUAUUUUUCUAGCAAUACAAAAGUUAAUCAAUUUUAAAUGAGACAUCUACGGAAAAGAAGCGUCCCAUGUUAAGUUAUUGAAUUAUAACUUUACAAUUUCAAAUUACUGGCUGCCAGACAAUAAUUGCAUUCUCGCGGGGCAGGCUGGUUUCCACCACACAACCAGUAUCGAUAAUGUACAGGCCGGGAACCAGCCUGCUCCCAAAGUGGAUCUGUUUGCACCCAAAACAAAACAACAUUUUUUAGAGGGUUGCAGACGACCAAUUAAGGAAAGAGGGACAUUUUUGGUUGAAAUAAAAAGUAUAUGAUUUUGCAGAGCACAGGGAACGGAACUUUUGAAAAACAAAUGGACAAGUAAAAAAUAUUCCAUUUGAAGUCAACGGUUAUAUUGACAAUGUUGAUAAUAGAUGUUUUUAAACUGAAGUAAAGCCAUAUUCAGUUAUUUCUCCCAUUAGAUUGGGUAAUGAAUGAAUUUAUUCAGAUGAAGGUUAUAUUAUGCACUCUAAUUCUAAAUUCUUCUCAGCCAGUUAAUAUUUGGCUAGGUAAAACUGUUGGGUGUUAAUUCCAGAUGCAUAGAUUUUUUUUAUUGAUACAAAAAUCUUAAAAUAACCCUAAGAUAAUUUCAGCUUAUCAGCUCACACUGAAACUUUAGGGCCCAUUGCAAUUCAUAUCCAGUACAAGUUCCAGACAAGUUGCGGGUAGAAUCAUUCACUUUGUCUGGAAGAAGCUCGGCAUUUGUCCCAGACAUGUUCCGAGGAAAUUUUCUUUAGCAACUGCUUGACUCCUAAAUACUGACAACUCCAUUGUGGGAAGAUUGCUGGGAAGUUGUUCAGAAUCCUGCAACUUAUACCCGAUACAACGUCCGGAACUUGUCCAGAACUCGUCCGGAUAUAAAUUGAGACUGGCCCUUAACCGAAUGUUGAUGUUGUUGGGUUUUUGUGAGUUCAAGCAACAUGCAUUUUGAUAUUUUAUAGUUUUUGUAAAUAAGUAGAUUUAUUAAAAGAAUUAUCCAACCAGUCCAUUCGAUGGUGAAUUUACAAAGCACUCAGCCCGAGUAAAGAUUAUAAAGGCUCAAUGAUAGUUUGCCUUUUAAAAACUAUAAUGGAACUGUUGGUUAACGAUGAAAUCAAAUAAUAAAAGAUUGAUAGUUGCUGAAAAGGUUUUUAACCAAAAAGUGUAAAUUUUAAGGAUUCAUUGAAGGAAUUUUGUGUUUCAAAUGUGAAAGAUGGACACUCAUGCGAUAGUGUAAGCCACAUUUUCGGUAUUCAAUUUCAAGCAAAAACUGAAUUGUCCUGUUGUAUAUUUUGAUGAAACAUUUGAAUAUUCCUGCAUUUCAGAUAAUUCUGUGGUACUCAUUAAAUUUCAUUUCCAAUUCCAAAGCAGGAAAAA
Messenger RNA from Patiria miniata (bat star), 5267 nucleotides. RefSeq names its product DNA ligase 1-like. The record is from RefSeq and is a predicted model, not a curated record. The transcript is spliced from 24 exons. Bases 125 to 3385 code for a protein of 1086 amino acids. Gene Ontology annotation, molecular function: DNA binding; ATP binding; DNA ligase (ATP) activity. Lineage: Eukaryota; Metazoa; Echinodermata; Asteroidea; Valvatida; Asterinidae. Gene Ontology annotation, biological process: DNA repair; DNA biosynthetic process; DNA recombination. Gene Ontology annotation, cellular component: mitochondrion; nucleus.